Messenger RNA from Bradysia coprophila, 1556 nucleotides. RefSeq names its product multiple inositol polyphosphate phosphatase 1-like. The record is from RefSeq and is a predicted model, not a curated record. NCBI's taxonomy places the organism in Eukaryota, Metazoa, Arthropoda, Insecta, Diptera, Sciaridae. Gene Ontology annotation, molecular function: inositol phosphate phosphatase activity; acid phosphatase activity.
GUUGGUAACACGCCUAUUUCUCUUUGCCUAAUAAAACAAGCUUUUUCGGUGAUAAGAAUAGGUAUUUAAGGAGGCUCGAUUACAUUUUUUACUUAGUGUUCUUUCAUCUUUCACUGAACCUGGUUAAGAUUUUCUUAUAAGUCACCAUGGCAAAACUUUUCGCAUUACUAAUCUCAUUGUUGGCGAUAUCUCAGACGCAAAGUAACCCUAAUUAUUGUUACUCGUCUGAUUCAGUUCGGCCACAACUGGCAAUGUUUUCUACAAAAACGUCUUACCAAAGUGUAAGCGGUUCAUCAGUAGAUCCUUCAGUUUCCAAUUGCACACCAAAAAAAUUCUGGAUGCUGCAACGUCAUGGAACUCGAUUGCCGAAUGCCAAUCAAAUCAGCAAAUUUCCUAACAUUCCUUCGGUACAGGAAAAGGCUAUUAACAAUCACGACAACAAAGGGAAAGGAACACUCUGUGCAGAAGAUCUUGAACUCAUUAGAAAUUGGAAAAUAGACACCAAUUUAACGGAGAGUAUUGCUGAAUAUUUGACACUAGCCGGAUGGAUGGAAGUCGAAAAUAUUGCACGUCGUUAUCAAUCGGCCUUUCCAACGUUACUCCCUCCAACGUACAGUCCGAGUCAGUAUUUGUUCCAACAUACAGACGCACAACGAACACAAGGAAGCUUCCGUGCAUUCGCGGAUGGUUUGUUCGGUUACAAUGGAUACAAAGCUGUUGUUCCUGAGCCGAUACCCGAUCGAGAUUUACUGUUAAGACCUUACGAUUUUUGUGCGGAAUGGCUAGCAAAUAGUGCAGAAGAAAAGGAAAUGUCUAAGUUCGAAAAGGGUGACGAAUAUGAUGAUGUCAUCGAUAAUGUCAACGAAAAGCUUGGAGGAACAUCUGCCUCAAAAUCAAAUGUACGAAGUAUGUGGCAAUUGUGUCGCUUUGAACAAGCUGCCGAUUUGUCUCGGUCGGCUCCAUGGUGUUCUGUCUUUUCGUAUGACGAUGUUGCGGUUAUGGAAUAUGGAGAAGAUUUGGGUUACUACUAUGAAGCUGGAUACGGCUUUAGCAUGAACAAAAACAUUUUAUGCGAAACUGUGCAAAAUAUGCUCCUGUUUUUGCAAAAUGAUGGUGGCGAGGCUCCCGCUCGUAUUUUGGUUACUCAUUCUACAGUAAUGCAACUGAUGAUGGUUUCGUUGGGACUAUAUGAAGAUGAGACACCUUUGAAAAGCUCUAAUUUUGCUGAACAACUCAAUAGAAAGUGGAGAACCAGUGAACAGACAGCAUUCGCUUCGAAUUUAGCUGUAAUCCGAUAUGACUGCGCAGAUGGUGACAACGAAGUACUGUUUUUAUACAAUGAACGUCCAUUGGAAAUACCUGGGUGUCAGUCGAACGGUCUAUGCAAAGUGAGCUAUAUUUUAGAGACGUACGACAGAUAUUUAACGGCUGACUGCCCGAAUAUUUUCUGCACUGCAUAAACGGCAAUUUGUAAUUUAAUUCGAUGUUAAUCGAAAAUUUAUUUAUUUAUUGUAUUUUAUACUUAUAAAGAAAUGUAACUGAAAUGAGCUGCCCAU